Messenger RNA from Colletotrichum higginsianum IMI 349063, 1065 nucleotides. RefSeq lists its product as uncharacterized. NCBI's taxonomy places the organism in Eukaryota, Fungi, Ascomycota, Sordariomycetes, Glomerellales, Glomerellaceae. The transcript has a single exon. Bases 1 to 1065 code for a protein of 354 amino acids. The record is from RefSeq and is a predicted model, not a curated record.
AUGUCGUUUUUACCUGCACAUCUUCUUCUUCUUGUCGCGGAGCAUGCAGACUUUGCCGGCAUUCAGGCCCUCCGCGCAACAUGCAAGAACAACCGCGCUCUCCUGGAUGGCUAUGAACACGCCGUGACCAGACUCAACGCCGCCCGCUAUCCCUGCGCACCCUGCAACCACAUCCUGGCCUCCGACACGCGCGAGCGGGAAGUGCUCCCGAAAGACACAUACGAGACCAUUCGGGAACUGGAAGCCAGACAACACAACAUCGACGAGAUCGUCUACGGCGCAUACCUCGCGUUCUGGGAUGAAAUCGAGCUCCAGGAUGUAUCAAAAGCGGACGUCAUCCGAGAAAACCUCAAGCGCGCCUUAUGGCAGUGCUCGACGAUCGCUGACUUGGAAACACAUUCGAUCAUGUACAGGGACGACAUCGUCCCUCGACGCGACCCCUGCGUCAAGUCCCUGAUUAACCAAGACAUCAUAUUGAGCGAUGCUCCACCACCGGAUGGCUGGCAUCUAGCCCUCAAGGAGGUCCACGAGUCCAACCGCCAGGACGUGCGGUUUCGCCAGAUUGCACAUAUCCGUGAGUUGCCCGUCCAGGAGCUGGCGGGCAUAGUAGCCCUCGCCCACCUCACAAGCCAGGGGUAUAUGCGAUUUAGGGCGCCCAGAAGUGGGCUCUCGAGACCCGAUGUCGUCGAGAUGGGCGUCUGUAUGGCGGAAAAUACCAUCCGGCACGGCGUGUUCUUCCUGCACUCCAAAGUGCGCGGGGACGAAGAUGCCAACCACCACGCCAAACUGCUGCUCGACGAUACGUAUGACGAAAUGCGGCGGUGGGAGUCCGGCGAUCCGAGCGUGUUGCCGGGUCUGACGAUGAAUGUUGCGGCGACAUUGUGUGAGAAGGUCGGGUGCGAGCAUCGGGAAAUGCUGAGUGCCGCAUGUACGCUGCUAAGGGGUGAUGUCUGGCGACCGGCAGACGCGGAGAAGGAAGAAGCAGAGCCUGAAGCGGAGCGGGAGAAGCCAGACGGCGAAAUUGUACAGGAGAUUUCGGAGAGGGCUGAGGAACACGCUGCCUGA